AUGGUACUGGUUACGUCUGUGCGUGAUUACAUAAAUCGGAUGCUUCAAGACAUCUCCGGCAUGAAAGUUCUCAUACUCGAUUCCGAAACGGUUAGCAAUGUGAGCAUUGUGUAUUCACAGUCAGAGCUGCUUCAGAAGGAAGUUUUUCUUGUGGAGAUGAUUGAUUCAAUCUCUGCGUCUAAAGAAUCGAUGUCUCAUCUGAAAGCUGUUUAUUUCAUCCGCCCAACUUCAGAGAAUAUUCAGAAACUUCGUUAUCAAAUUGGGAAUCCUAGAUUUGGAGAAUACCAUUUAUUUUUCUCCAAUCUGUUAAAGGAUACUCAGAUUCAUAAUUUGGCCGAUUCCGAUGAGCAAGAGGUUGUACAGCAAGUUCAGGAGUAUUAUGCAGACUUUGUUGCGGGUGAUCCAUAUCAUUUUACAUUGAAUAUGGCAUCGAAUCACCUAUAUAUGCUCCCAGCAGUUGUCGAUCCCUCUGGUUUGCAACGCUACGCUGAUCGGGUUGUUGAUGGAAUUGCGGCAGUGUUUCUAGCGUUGAAAAGAAGACCUGUCAUCAGAUAUCAGAGGACCUCUGAUACUGCGAAAAGGAUUGCACAGGAAACAGCUAAAUUGAUGUAUCAGCAAGAAAGCGGUCUAUUUGACUUUAGACGGACUGAAAGCUCUCCAUUGUUGCUGGUAAUUGACAGAAGAGAUGACCCAGUUACCCCAUUGCUGAAUCAGUGGACAUAUCAGGCAAUGGUGCACGAACUGAUAGGACUUCAAGAUAAUAAAGUGGACUUGAGAGCCAUCGGAAGUCUUCCAAAAGAUCAGCAAGAGGUGGUUUUAUCAUCAGAACAAGAUGCAUUCUUCAAAUCUAACAUGUACGAAAAUUUUGGGGAUAUUGGAAUGAACAUCAAGCGAAUGGUAGAUGACUUUCAACAGGUGGCAAAGAGUAACCAAAAUAUCCAGACAGUAGAGGACAUGGCCAGAUUUGUUGACAACUACCCUGAGUACAAAAAGAUGCAAGGCAACGUCUCAAAGCAUGUAACCCUGGUUACUGAAAUGAGCAAGCUAGUGGAAGCAAGGAAACUGAUGUUGGUUUCACAAACAGAGCAGGACUUGGCUUGCAAUGGUGGGCAAGGAGCUGCAUAUGAGGCAGUUACAGAUCUCUUAAAUAAUGAUAGUGUGUCUGACAUCGAUCGGCUACGUUUGGUAAUGCUCUAUGCUUUGCGGUAUGAGAAAGAAAAUCCCGUUCAGUUGAUGCAACUGUUCAACAAAUUGGCUUCACGGUCUCCCAAGUACAAACCAGGGCUAGUUCAAUUUCUCUUGAAACAAGCCGGUGUGGAGAAGCGUACUGGUGAUCUAUUUGGAAACAGAGAUCUUUUGAAUAUAGCACGCAAUAUGGCUCGUGGACUUAAGGGUGUUGAGAAUGUCUACACACAACAUCAGCCUCUUUUGUUUCAAACUAUGGAAAGCAUAACCAGAGGGAGAUUACGAGAUGUGGACUACCCAUUUGUUGGAGAUCAUUUUCAACAAGGACGGCCUCAAGAGGUGGUUAUUUUCAUGGUUGGUGGAACAACAUACGAGGAAUCACGCUCUGUUGCUCUACAAAAUGCCACCAAUGCCGGGAUUCGAUUUAUUCUAGGCGGCACCGCAGUGCUUAAUUCCAAGAGAUUUCUGAAGGACUUGGAAGAAGCACAAAGGAUAUCAAGAUCAGGUAGCCAUAUGGUCUGA
This is a messenger RNA of Arabis nemorensis, 1707 nucleotides long. The record is from the annotation of a GenBank genome assembly. Lineage: Eukaryota; Viridiplantae; Streptophyta; Magnoliopsida; Brassicales; Brassicaceae.